AUGAAAUCAAAUCGUUUUGAUUUAGUUAUUAUUUAUAGAAGUGGUGAAACCAAACAAUUUCGUAGGAAUUAUACUCGACAUCAACUAUUAGGAUUAGAAAAAGAAUUUCAUUUUUCCAAAUAUUUAAGUUGUCGACAACGUACUGAAAUAGCUCAUUCACUUAUUUUAUCUGAACGACAAAUCAAAAUUUGGUUUCAAAAUAGAAGACUGAAAUGGAGAAAAGAUUGUAUAUUAUCAAAUACAAAAUCAACAUUAUCCGAUACAUUUCCAUCUGCAACAACAUCAUCGCCUAAUCUUAUAAAAAAAGAAGAACAGGAUAUCGAUCCUAAUAUAAUGAAUAACUAUAUAAAAGAAGAAGCUUGUUCAUCAACAUCAUCGAAUUAA
Molecule: messenger RNA, 384 nt
Organism: Rotaria sp. Silwood1
Lineage: Eukaryota; Metazoa; Rotifera; Eurotatoria; Philodinida; Philodinidae
Source: the annotation of a GenBank genome assembly